AUGCGUUAUUUUAAUAGUUGUGUCUAUGCAGCUGAAUUACGUAAAGAUAAUACUAAUGAAAUUACUCUGACCCAAUCUCAACUUCAGGAAGUUCAAAUAGAUGGCCUAAUAUGUCAUUUGCAGGAUAAUCAUUCGCUGUGUUGGCCUAAAGUCUGUUGGAUAAAAGAUAAUCAAGAAUUAAGUAUUCAAGAUCCAACAUUAAAACAUUAUUCACAAGUUCAAAUUAAUGAAUUUCGACAAAU
This is a messenger RNA of Dentiscutata heterogama, 242 nucleotides long. NCBI's taxonomy places the organism in Eukaryota, Fungi, Glomeromycota, Glomeromycetes, Diversisporales, Gigasporaceae. The record is from the annotation of a GenBank genome assembly.